AUGCUGCCAAAACAUUGCUGAAAUUGUUUACUGCUUGGAAGCCUGGUCGAUUGAUGGUUGUUACACUUUUUACAGCCAGUGCGACAGGGUAGGUUACGGUAGUUUGGGUUGCAAGCAACCUUGUUUGUGACUGGUGCGCAACUGAAAACUGCUUCGCAGUGCCAAAACGGAUAAAGCUACGUGUAUCUCUACACUUCAGCCCGCCCCAAUCAACUGUAUGAACUCGUGUGUGGAAAUAGAUCCGUGUUUGAGUUGAUGUAACGGUGGUAAACAGUUACAGAGAGUAAGCUACCUUUCGGAGAAUAGGUGGAACAUGCUGCUUAGAGUUGUUUGCUUCUUUCGUCGAUAAUUUUUUUGGGGGUUCCUCGAAUAUAGUGGAAGAGUCGAGGAAGCCAAAUCUAAUUCGGCGACAUUGACUUUCGCUGAAGGCUAGUCAGACAAGCACUUGCGAGAACAGAAUCUGAAUCCCAAGCAUCGGACGAUUUACGUAAGCAAGCUAUCCACCUCUAACAACAAGGUGUCCUGGCUUGGAUUAUAACCUACCUUACCUACAUCGCAGAUUGUAAGCGUGCCAAUUAGAAGAGUGCCACAGAGACCCACACGGGCCCAGCGGUGCAGCAUGUGAUGACCCACGCCCGGAACAAAGGUUCCCUCAGCCAGAGCCGCAGCACAGGGAGGCGGGAAUACUGCCCCCAUAGGCCACAUGGUGAGACCAUGGGCUGGGCCUGGCCUGAGCGCACACUGCGAUUUGGCAGGACCAUGAAGAAGGGCGGGACCAAGCAAGGAAGGGGAGGGGCUAAAGAGAUGAUGGACAAGAGGGAGAAGACACGAGAGCGAAACAAGAGGCGGAGCAGGAAGUCCUAUCCCUUGCGAGGAAGGGGAGGGGCGACAGAGGAAGAGGGACUUAGCUGUCAUGUUUUACUUACCCGAUUGGAGGAGGACAUCCGGGAACAAGAGGAAAGCAGCGAGAGGUGGAGUGAUUCGCCCGAUCAGCCGCUGGUCAAAACAGAGCAAGCGAAACGGAGCAAAAAACUGAGCAAAGGAAACGACAAAGCCAAGAGGAAACUCACGGCUAAGAAGAUGAUACCAAAAACUAAAUCAAAAUCAAAAACCACCAUUAACAAGCAGGAAUCGCCAUUUCCGGAGCCACGUAAGCGACGGCUAGCUUCUCUCAAUGCCGAGGCAGUGAACAGUCUAUUGUUGGAGAGACCCUGCGAAGCCCAGCCGGCUGCCAAACAGGCCAGAAGACAGCAAGAGGAGACCACCAGCAGUGAGCCAACCUUUGGGAUGGAUCCAGCAAGGGGAGGCCUGGCCGGAGGUCCUAAAACUCCAAAAGCCAGCAGCAGCAAGGCCUCCACAUCACACAAGUCAGAAAUGUGCCAAAGGUCCAAGAAGGUCCCCAAGAAACAAGCCAAACAGGACAGAGGAGAGAACGAGACCGGGAUGAUGACUCUGCAGAUGCUACAUGCCCCUGCUCCUCGCCGGCUAGCCGGACUCAACGCUGCUGCGUUGCUAAAGUUAACAAGCACAUCCGCGACCAGCAAACAGCGAGCGAGAACGACGUUGACUGCUACGACGGGCGACAGCAAGGCCACAAGCCCCGUGACGGUCGUCACAAAACCGAAGCAAACGAGACUGAGCCUGGCGCCGCCUAAACACAAGGGGAGGAAGUUGAUUCCGGAACAGGGAGGCUGUUCAACCUGCAAGAAGUCCAACUUUGAGCCCAAAGUGGAGUGGGAGUCUGACGGCUGCACCCAUCGGCUAACCAAACCUGGCUACCAGGCCCGCAGCAUGCUAGCCUACCCGCUAAAGCCCCUGGUCAAAGAGGAGCAGGUGGAGGCGGAGCUGAGCCCGUACUACUGCUGCCACCCGGAGGGCUCAGUGGAGUACUGCCACCCACUGGCCUUGUUCCUGGGUCAGAAGGCAUACCCUGACUCGGAGGAGCGACCUUUGAACUCUCCCAUGACCUCUGUGAAGCGGGAGUGCCUGGUGACGACUCCCUCCAUGGCCCACGCCCACCCGCAUGCAGCCUUGACCCUGAGCCCGCACCCGUGUCUCUGCUCGGCUGACCCUGCCUGCUUCUCCAGCUACUACGUCCACAUCGCCCACCCCACGCACCCCGGGGCUCCAUCGACCGCCCUCGGCUCGCGACCACUGAACUUUGGUCCGUCAGCGCUGUGUCCCGGCAGGGUGCCUGGCUCCAAGCUAAUGGGUCCCCCGGUGUCCCACGCCUCGACGCUGGCCCACCCGGCCUUCUGUGGCUCGGUGGGGCCCUGUUACAGCGAGGCCUGCCAGGUCAGCGGCUACGCCUACAGAGCCAUGCAGCCAGUGAACAGCAGGGGGUGCUCUUUCUCCACAGGCUGCUCCGGUUGUACCCAUAGCAUCAAGACAGAGAGUUACUCCUCCCCCAAAGGCGAGCACAGCCCCUCCACUCUGGUAUCCCCCUCCCUCCCCCUCUCGGGCUGCCCCCUCCCCACCGCCCCCUCAUCCACCCAGGCCAAGCCCUGUCUCCUCACCCCCCUGUCCGACCGCAGUGUACCCCAGGGCCGGCUGAAGCUAGCUAGGGAGUGCCCUCAGAACACCAAGCCCCCCCACGGCUCUCUGUCCAUGGGGAGGACCAGGCUGUUGCAGAAGCAGCCAGCCCCGACGCCCAGCCUGUCUCCGGCCAAGCAGAAGAGGGUCAGCCACCGACGUCCCACCAACGGGUGGCUGCCUGUGGGAGUGCCCACGGAGAAGGAAGUGUUCAUUGCGGGGGAGGACGAGACGGCCUUGCGGCAGUGUUACGAAGGAGUGCAGCGAGACGGCGAAGUGAUACGCGUCCGAGACACGGUGCUGCUGCGCUCAGGUCCCCGGAAGAAGUCCCUGCCCUACGUCGCCAAGAUAUCAGCGCUCUGGGAGGACCCCAAAUCUGGAGAGCUAAUGAUGAGCCUGUUCUGGUACUAUCGACCUGAACACACACAGGGAGGCCGGGACCCCAGCAUGCACUGUGAGAACGAGAUUUUUGCCUCUCGGCAUCAGGACGAGAACAGUGUGGCCUGUAUCGAAGACAGAUGCUAUGUACUCCCACUAGCGCAGUACUGUAGAUUUUGUGCCUUGGUGAAGCGGCGUGCGGAGGGGGCACCCCCGGGCGCUGCCAGAGUGGUCCCCUGCCCCUCGGACUUCGAUCCGCCCAACCACCGGCAGGUGCCGGCCAACGUCGACCCGGAACUGGUGUACCUCUGUCGCCAUGUGUACGACUUCCGCUAUGGGCGCAUCCUCAAGAACCUGCAGUAGGGGGAGGGGGCUGCGAAACGAGACACACCCCCACGCAGACACAACCACACCACUAGCGAGCACACACGCUCCUACACGCGUGGCCGAUGGGUGAUAGGGGGAACCCCUGAAGUACUUUGUGGGGGGACCGUGAAUUGACCCUUGACCCCUGAUUGCAUCAACUGGAGGUUGAAUGCUGAAGUAUUGAAGCGGGGGACAUGGAUAUCUUAGUUCCCAGAACGAAGCGUAAAGGGGCGGGUAAAGAAGUACGGUAGCCCCCCCCCCCACACACACACACACACACACACACAAAACUGAAACCAGACAGGCUUGGAGAGGUGGAUUCUUUCACCGAGAUCUGCUCCUCCACAUCACUUACAGAGGUAGCGGUCCCGGGUAAACAUGUUCUGCUGUAUCAGGACCCUAUUAUACAUCAACACGCACCAACUGAACUGCUGAUGACCAUACCAAGGAGAGGAACUGCACUACCAGAGCGACGCCGGGCUCAUGUCAUUGUUUUAGAGAGAGCCCGGCAAUGAAAGCCCUUCUUCUGUUUUUCUUUACAUGUAUUUGUCCCUGAGAAGACUGCGAUCGAGAUGAGCAUUUGGAGCACGUGCACGGCCUGUCGGGGCUGCAUUGAAACCACGUGCGCAGGUUCAGAAAGGAAGUGGAAGUCUCACCUUCCUCUCAGCUUGUUUGUGAGAACAGAAAACGGCGAUGACACACUAUUCUGAAGUACCUGAAAUAAUGCCCUGUUCCCUAUAUAAUGUCCUGCUUAGGGCUUUGGACAGAGAACCUUCAUUAUAUGGAGAAUAGGGUGGUUUGAGAUCAGACCCCCAACCCUGACCCCGUUUUGUUUUCUGUUUGUGAAUGACUAUUGUCAUGGUGAUUUUGUCCCAACUGUCCAUUGGAGAGCCCUGUAGUAGAAAAGCUGACUCCUACCCUGCUCUUCCAUGGACACCCGAGGAGGGCUGACGUCAGUGCUCAACCUUCCGGAGACGUUUGAAGAGUGGAAAGCUCCGGGACGUUGAAAUGGAAAUGGACCGUAUUGCUUAUUCUACAUGUCUAUGUUAACGUGGCUUCUUACAACUGAAAUGUUGCACGCUCCUGAACCCCUGCUGCUCCCCGAGACUUGCCUUAUGACUUGCAGGUAGAGCUUUAGGCAGCUAGUCCCACACCGUAGACAGCAGAUGGUAGAACGGACAACAGCCAGAACCCGUCCCCCUGAGCAGAGGGACAUUGACAGGACACUGAAAAGACAUCUCUCCGGUUGAAGUGAUAUUGAAAAGACGUUGAAAAGAUGCCUUUCAGAGAACUCCGCUCAGCGGGGACCACCUGGCCCUCGGUCCAGGCGGUGUGUGCGACCUAACACUUUGCCGUGGUUUGUUUGCGCAGAAACACGGAGAAUCGCCGAGGCGUUCUGAGCGUUAAGCGUCAAUCCCUUCAACAUUCCAACUCGGGACAUCCAAAACGCCACUGGUCCAUGUGUCCAUUCUACUCUUUCUUAUUCUAGCCCCCCCCCCCCCCCCACCCCCCCAAGCUCUGCCCUCUCCACGAUAAACCAAAGGAUGUCACAAAGCAGAGCACCACUCUUCCUCCUGCCCCUCCCUCCCCCUUUCGUCUCCCCCCUCCCUCGUUAGAUUGCACUAAUCCAUUCCUUAAUUAGAACGUGUAUGAUUGUGUUCUGAUUUAUGUUCAGCUACUAAUAUAUUAUAUUAUUAACGGGGGACAAUACUGUGUAUUAUAACUGUCUGUGUGCUUAGUAGAGAAUGGAAACUAAGGCUGUGUUAUGGCAACUUUAUCAAUGCAGAACUACUUCAUGGGUUUUACCUUCCGAGACGUCCGCCAGCAUACUAUCUGCGUGCCACUUCCGGGGGUGGACUGCCUAACUCUUGAGUGAGCUUCCUGGGUCACGCAGGCUUUCACUCCGACCCUGCUCUAACCCCUUACUAGGGGAUUCCGCUGUUAAUUGAAGUCGGGCUGGAGUGAAAAGCCUGUAUACCCUGUUGCUCUCCAGGAAGAGGGAUGACCCCCUUGGCGUAUUUCUUUACCGAAAAUCCAACCUACCUGUCAUCCACUUAAUGGAAUAAUAUGUAUGAUGAUCAGUCAUUCCUGCAAGGGAGUGGAUCCAUUCUGGCGUUUUUGGUGUUUACACACUCUGUCCAGAUGGGUCGUCAGGUAUGCGUUGGCGUCUUGGUGUAACUUGCUGUGCGGAUCAAUGUAAUGUGAUGUUCCAGAGGUUUCUGUUGGAAUCUUCUGAAAAAUGUCUUUUUGAUACGCAUUUUUUGAGCAGUUUUUUUUUUUUACCACAAUCAUUCGACAUUGCCUUGUAACCUUCUGUCUGCCACAUCUAGUCAAAGAGAAAUGGCAGUGUCUGACGGUUUUAGUUAUUAUAUAGGAAUGAGUACUGUGGAUUGCUUUCUUGCUCCACAAAUGUUCUAUUGCUGGACUUUGCAUCUAAUCUGCAACGUUUUGAAUAAUACCCAAAAGCCAUCACAGAUGUUCUCCUAUCUAACAGUUUGAAAUCCACCCCAAAAUAGACUAAAAAAAGCUUGUAUCUGAAGUUAUAAUAUGGUAGAAAUGUUAACAUUUUCAAUAGGUAUUUUCUUCUUAUUGGUGCCCAGAUUCUUUAAAAAGUAAUAUAUUCUCCUACUUUACAAUCUUUCCUUAUUGAAAAUAUUUUAUGUCAAUUUCUCAAGAUGGCAUAUGCAAUAUAUUUUUCAGAGGGACUAUUUUUGACAAAUGUAUGUGUAAAUUGCAGAAGAUGGAAAAGAACAUUCUUUUUAAUUUAAUAUUAGAUUUGUUUUGAAUUGGAAUCACAACCCCUCUCAUUGUUCCAGGAAAAGGAAAAAUGGAAGUGUUUCUUUUAGUUUAAUUAAUUUCUGAAAUGGUUUGGAACAUGAUAUCUGAGGUCCCUACCUAAAAAAGAAAAAGAAAGAAAAAAAUAUAUAUUUUAGUUCCACUUUAUUUUACAGUCCAGUAUUUACCUGGUAUUUUCUUUGAAUUCAUAUGGUAUCAUGGUAGUUCUCAAUUAAUUACUUAACCAUGACAAUUUAGUUUCUUAAGUUUCAUUGGAAAAAUUACAAGUAGGUUCCUUAACAUUACCAACUGAGCAGAAUGUUUUGUUAUUAUCAAAAGAGCGAAAGAGCUAUUUAAGACACAAACCUACUCUCCACUUUACUGUGGGCUUUGCAUUGAUUUGCAUUUGUUAACACCUAAUUUCCUUCUUAAUACUAGAUAAAUACCAGCUAAAAGAGGACUGUAUAUAGAGUUUUAUGAAAUAUAACAUGUACAUACAAUAUCUGAAUUCUGAUCUUGUGGCCCCUGACCUUCUGUACACUUGCAGACAGACAUUGCACCGUAGUAGUAUUUUUGCAAGACCUGUAGCUAAUGAUUAUAUUGAAAAGUAUUAAAUAAAUAUUUAAAUGGAGUAAACAAUACAAUAUAUAAAGAUUUCAAUUUAACUUAUUUGGAAAAUGUGUUUAAUUAAUUGAAAAAAGUUAUGUUGCUAAGACUCUUAUCGUCAAAAAUGAUUUGUUUCUUAUUUCUUUUGUAUCUUAUGAGUUUUCAAGAUGAAAUUAUUGAAUCGAGAUUCACAGAGGUUGUAGUCAUUUGUAUUUUGCUAGCUAGCAGUUUGUGCUAGAUGCUGUAUUACGGCCCUACCAGACAAUGGCAAAAGUGGGUAUAGCAGAAACAGACUGGCACUAGAUUUAGCUUCUGUCUAGAGAUGCCUACGGGCAUCAUGGGUGAAUAAGACCAAAGCACAUCUUGACACCAAGUUAGUUAGUUAAAAGUUACACGCUAAACAUGUAUCCAGGAUCAAAUAUUUCCUCACUUCCUUUGUAGUAAUAGAUAUGGUUGGAGGUGUAGAUCAGUGGUUGGGGGAGUGAAACUUCGACCCGGUGUUGUCUUGGCUGACCUUAGAGUUUUGUGUGGUUGCCAUGGGAACAGAGUCACCCCGAGCCCUACCCUAAUCGAUCUGUCCAAUUACAGGACAGAGUCACUUUACACCUGUGACGUCCCUUCGCGGAGGUGUUCUGUCUUGUGGGGUUUCGCUUUUCAAAUGUUCUGUGACGUCGAAAAACUACCAAUUUAACUAAUUUACUUUUGGAUUUGGGGCUCAUCGUUUUCUCACGGGUGGAUUCAGGGGACGGGUUUCAGAUACUGACUCGGUCGUGAUCCUCUGUCCUGCACCAUCUUGCGAAUCAGAUGGAUAUUGGCUUCACUCCCAAGGGUGUAUGUUUACAGAUCUUUGCCCUUAGAGGGAGCCACGUGACGUUUCUAGAGCAGUAAACCGUGACUCCGUCCCAAAGCUCUUUAACGUUUCUGUUCCUCAUGGCCUUCGUGGAGGUCAACCGUGAGGGAGAAUAGACACAGGAAGGAGACUAAACGAGGCCUGUGGGUGAUGAAAGGAGACGCCGGAUUACGUUGGGACUAUUGGGACAGAGUCGUUGUGGCUUACUUACGGUUUCCGUGGUUACACGGGUCAGACACUCCUGGUCUCUGAUAUCCACUGUACAUUCACACACACCCAGGAAGUGUUUUUCUCUCCACUAGUCAAAACGAAUCCCCUGACCAAGGCCUGAAACUCUGCUUUUUGUGUUCUUCUGUAUUACUGCUAAAUGUCAGCAUAUAUAUUUUGAUAUAUUUAAAAAAACGGGGAUCUAAAAGUCUAGAUAUUUUUGGAGUAGAGAAAGGAUGUGUGUAUCAGAUAAUUGUUACUGUCAUGCUCUCUGAAAAUCUCUUGAAUUUUUGGAAAGAACUCUAGCAUCUCUGCUGAUUUAAUGUUCCAUUGAAAGACUAUUUAUAAAGUUUAAGUCCUUUG
Esox lucius (northern pike) is the source of this 8077-nucleotide messenger RNA. RefSeq names its product bromo adjacent homology domain-containing 1 protein. Bases 625 to 3273 code for a protein of 882 amino acids. NCBI's taxonomy places the organism in Eukaryota, Metazoa, Chordata, Actinopteri, Esociformes, Esocidae. The record is from RefSeq and is a predicted model, not a curated record. The transcript is spliced from 7 exons. Gene Ontology annotation, molecular function: chromatin binding.